GCUAACCGUGUUUGUGUUGACGCGCGGCGCGUAGAUACGGCACUGCAAAGUCUGACAAAAUAUAUUAAUUUGCCUAACAUAACCUAGGCAGCUAAUAUCCACCGCCAUGGCACCAUAAACGGAUGGAAAUAGACACGGUUUCAUGCUCGGUAGGUGAACGGAGUCAAUCAACUUUUCGCCGUAGAGCCGAGACGCUGCGCCCCAAAACACAGACGGCUGUGUGGAGGCUGGAGAAGCUACAAUGAGCUCGGAGCACCAGAGCGACAGCGAGGACGCUGAAGGGUCGCAGGACAGGCCCAACAGCGGCAGCGCCUCCGACAGAGAGGAGGACCCUGACAUCGACGACUCGGACGUGGAAGAUGACAUCGCACCGAGGGUUUCUCCCUCACCGCCGGGGAGCAGCGGGAACAGGCCGGAGCGCUGCGGGAACAGGCCGGAGCGCAGCGCGAGGUCUCCGGCGUCGGAGGAGCGACAGCCCCGCUCCGAACCGGCCGCCGUGCCGCAGAUAGGGAGCGGCGAGGUCUCCAGCACCGACAUCCGCAGGGGGAAUAGCCUGUUUUCCUGGCUUCAAAGCAGGACUAUAAGACGAGGGGUGUUUGUGGACCCAGCUAGGGAAAACUUCAGGACAAUGACCAAUUUAUACUGCUCUAUGAAUCCGGCUGCGGAGUCUGUCAACCUGAGCACUCAGACCCAUGGAGCGGUGUUCAACCUGGAGUACAGCCCGGAUGGGUCUGUGCUGACUGUGGCCUGCGAGCAGACUGAGGUCCUGCUGUUUGAUCCCAUCUCAUCCAGACACAUCAAAACCCUGACGGAGGCUCACGAGGACUGCGUCAACAACAUAAGAUUUUUGGACAAUCGUUUGUUUGCCACCUGCUCUGACGACACCACAAUUGCACUAUGGGAUCUCCGUAAGCUGAAUUCAAAGGUAUGCUCGUUGCACGGCCACGCCAGCUGGGUGAAGAACAUCGAGUACGACACCAACACUCGUCUCCUCGUCACGUCUGGCUUCGACGGCAACGUCAUCACAUGGGACACAAACAGGUUUACAGAGGACGGCUGCCCGCACAAAAAGUUCUUCCACACCCGUUACCUAAUGAGGAUGCGUCUCACACCCGACUGUUCCAAGAUGCUCAUCUCCACUUCCUCAGGGUAUCUGCUCAUCCUUCACGACCUGGACCUCACCCAGUCCCUGGAGGUGGGCAGCUACCGCAUGCUGCGAGCGCGACGGACGCCCCUCAGCUCAGAUGGAGGCACGUCAGCGUCCAGGUCAGCUGGAACUCCUCGCCAGGGAAACGACUCCAGCAAGAUCCACCCUCCUAGAGAAGGUCUUUCUCCCAGGAACAGCCUGGAGGUUUUGACUCCAGAGAUCCCCGGAGAGAGGGACAGAGGGAACUGCAUCACCUCCCUGCAGCUCCAUCCCAAAGGCUGGGCCACGCUCAUCCGCUGCUCCAGCAACAUGGACGACCAGGAGUGGACGUGUGUGUAUGAGUUCCAAGAGGGCGCGCCCACCCGCCCGCUGGUCUCACCCCGCUGUUCCCUCCGCCUCACCCACUACAUCGAGGAGGCCAACGUUGGCCGGGGCUACAUCAAGGAGUUGUGUUUCAGCCCGGACGGACGGCUCAUCUGCUCCCCGUACGGCUACGGCGUCCGCCUGCUGGCCUUCGACGAGAACUGCGGCGAGCUGGUGGACUGCCUGCCCGUCCAGACCAGCUGCCUCAGGGAGAUCCGCUCCAUCUACUCGCACAGCGACGUGGUGCUCACCACCAAGUUCUCCCCGACACACUGCCAGCUGGCCUCGGGCUGCCUCAGCGGACGCGUCGCCCUUUACCAGCCCAAGUUUUAGCAACUGGUGCUGUCAAAGAACAAUGCAUUGCAGACCUGGGUAAAGAAGUGCUAAUCAGGGUUCCUGCACAGAUCUAGGAAUAUGAAAAAUAAGAAUAUCCCAGCUACUGUUUGUACAACUACAUAUUUUCAAUGAUUUUUUUUUAACUCCUAGCCUAUUAUAUCUACAUAGUAAUAUGGCCUACUUGGUAUCCUUUGGUAUAAAUGAUGUCAAAACCAUUGGAGGCAAAUUCAAUGUUUCAAAAACUCUGAAUCUUUAGGAACCCUGAAUAACAUUUCCAAGCAUUUGUUUUAAAGUGCUCAAAUGGACCAGGUGGGUGGGCUUUACUGCAUGCAGGUAUUUCAAAUAGUCGGACAUGCAGUAUAAAUGGAAUCUUGUGAUUUCUCUUUACCCUCUGCCAGACAAUCUGUAUGGAAAACUCCACCCAUCUGGUACCUAAAAGGGAUAAAUCUUAAAAACACAUUUAAAGUACUUCUAAACCCAGGUCUGCAGCUGUGAAGCAGACUGAGUUUGUUUGGGUGGGGACUGAAAAAAAAAAAAAAAAAAGAAGAAAAAAAAAGAAUAUUCAGAAGUCUUCAGCCUUGACCAGGCUGCAGUAGUGGAUUGUAACCUUAAGCCUCUCGAACCCUGAACUUGAAAAACAAAACAAAAAAAGACUCAAAGCAGACUCUCAUCCAGACUGAGGAGCGGCUUAAAAAUUCCAAACCUUGAAGCUCAAGAGAUGCAUCAGUGAAAAAAAAAACUGUGGCUCUUUUUCAUACUAAAAGAUGAAUUUUAGUCUCUAAAUCAGUAGAAAACGUUGACUCAUUUUGAGACUGCACAUCCAGAUGUUGCCGUCUCGGGACAAAAACACUAAGGAUGCAAACAAACAAGCAAACAAACGGACAGAUUUUAAUCCGACAAGAACCAGGCGCUUGCGUCUGUCGCCUGCGCUCUCGGCGAUCGUUUUGACUGGGCUUCCUCCGCUGCUCCGCUCUGCUCAUGCCUUCUUCACAGGUGCUGCUUCUCUGCUCAUACAAUCUGAACUUUGACCUCCGACUUCAAGGACCUCGUUAUUAACGCCUUCACCCGCCUGUUUCUCUUUGAUUUCCAGCUGCACCCUGUUUCCGCCUUCAUGGUCUUUAGUGGUUUAGGUUUUUAGUGGUUUUAUUGGUGUAUUAAUGUCGGCACUACUUGUUCACGGUGUUUGAUUGAUUGGUUCUAUGAGAUUCCCUUUUUGCCAGCCUUAAGCACUAGCUACUUUGGAAUCCCUUCUCAUUUCCCUUCACAGUACGUGUGUUUUUAUCUUAAGCCUGUGAAUGGAAACUCGAUGCUGUCUGGACAAUAGAAAAGUCCAGCCACUUUCUGUGCAAACCGCUGUUGCAAGAGUUUCACAUUUUACGGAGGAAAUACUAUUUACAAUUACAUAUUUCAUCCUUCAAAGAUACGGCUGGCAUUAUUCUGUAUUUUUUUUGCAUGGAGCACAGUAGUCUGUAUGUCAAGACUUCCGUACCUUGUCUGUGGAACUCAGCGUGAAGCCCAUUGGUUCUUAACUGAAGACGUAAAUAUUUAAGACCAGAUGAACAAGUACAUAGUUUAAUUUUACCAAAAGGCUCAGUAAUUUCCUGAAACAGCUUACCGCUGUAGUUUUAGCAAACAUUACUUAAACAGGAGCAAAUAGUGAAGUUGUUGAGGGCUACUUUAAGCUGUGGAGUAAUACACAAUUAGUUGAGUUUAAUUAGUUUGAGUGAGUAUUCACGGCAGCAGGAUGGUGUAUAUGGGAUUGAUACAAAAACUCCAGCGCCCUUGUUUAUUUAAAAAAUAAAAAAAGGAUGUCAGCCAGUGCAACUGAGCGGCUCACUGAUGUGUUUUUAGUGUUUGACAAACAAUGGAGCUCUAUAGCACAGUGGAAUGAAUGAGAAAUCAAUAUUUAGCCACACGGACAAUACUUGUUAUAGAAUCAAUUCAUAGCUGGUUUUGGUGUUUUCAUGGGAGUUAUUGAUACUAAGAACAAUAUAGAAUAUUGCCAGCCUCAUCCUUUAAUUUAACAGCUUGUUGACUUUUCAGCCAACAAUUUUUGGCAGAAGAAGUUGCCUCAGCAUCGUUCGUUUAAGCUUUCUAGGAUGAAAUUGUUGCCAAGAAACAUUGGACUUGUUUUUUGACCUUGUACCUCAUUUUUUUUUGAAGAAGAAGAAGAAGAAGAACGUGUUGAUCCACAACAGUGUUUGAUUUUCCUUCCCCCCAUUGCAUUACAUCCAGUUUCUCACUUUUACAAUGUUGUCAUGAAGGUGACCCAUAUUUUUCUUCUCGAAGGACCGAAUGGAUUGCUUAGACUGUUCUAGAAUUGGCAAUGCUUUUGUGUUUUCAACCGGUGUGGUAUAGCUGCUGUAGGAGCCAAGCACACAAGUGGAUGCCACUCCUUAAUGUAGACUGGUUACAGUGCAUACUGACUUGACUGCAGAAUAGAUAUUACGUGUAAAAAAAAAAAAGAAAUUAAAAAAAGACAGACAUUAGCGUAUACUACUAUGCAUACCAGCCUUUAUGAAGAUUUUCCUUUCUUAUUUAUGCCAGGGUGAUGCUCUCUGUGCAGCUGUCAGAUGCCAAAAUAAUGUUUUGCUUGGACAAGACAGUGCUUCUCCUCUGUAGAGUAACGUUAAUUGUGAGCUGAAAACGAAAGGGGAACAUCUGCUAUUAUGUAUUUAAAAAAUAAUCUUUACAUGUGGCAAAAGCCUAAUUUGCAAAAGAAUGGAUUGACAUGUUUGGAAAUACGCGUAUUCACUUUCCUGCAAAAAGUUAGAUGAGCGGAUUGAUACUUGUCUCAUUGUUGUCAGUUAAACAUGAAGCUACAGCUAGCAGCCGCUUAGCUUAGCACAAAGACUGCAAACAGUGCAAACUGCUGGCCAAGUUGCCCACCAGUACCUCUUAAGAACACUAAUUAACAUUAUAUUUAGUUUCUUUAAUGAGUAUAAAACAGAAGUGUAAAACCAAAAAAAUGUGCCGUUUUACGUGUGUUAUGGACCAGACUAUUUAUUGGCAUGGACCACAACUCUCUGGAGUCUGCGCUGGUUGCCUGGCAACCAAACAAAGAACUAGCUAGCUAGCUAGCUAGCUAGUCCGCGAACGGCGAUUUGUUGUUUUUACAUUUCUUUUUUUUUUGUACGGAUGAAACCAUAGACUGUAAAAAAAUAAUGAACAUGAACGAGACAUCAUGUUUUAAUAAGCGAGCUUUACAGGUGCUAGCAGUUGGGAUUUGUUGCCGUUAGGAGCUCGGCUAGCUGUUUCCCACUGUUUCAAAUUUGUGCUCAUUCUUCUCAUCUAGCUAGCUAGCUUACUCAGCGCCAGAAAUGGUAAGAACACGUUUGAAAACAAAAAUUACGUGACUGAGAAAUUAGAUUUGAGGUGGAAAUAUGUCUGAACACUAAUUUUGUAAUUCCCCACUCACAACUUGGUCCUGUUCGUAAUGAGGAAGAAUGCUUUUUGACACUUUGUACCUCAGUUAUUAAACUGCUCAAAAUGUUUAUUUCAGUAUAACAAAUGGAGAGGUCCAUUUCACUUCCAGUUCAGUCAAUUCAGGGACCCCUUGAACAAAUAAUUUCCCAAUUUACAGACGUUAAGUAAAAACUCUAGAAUGAUUUCAAUUUAAAUGUAUAUAUUAAAUUGACUGAGCUGAAUCUUAAAGGACCGGCCAUGCUGUAUAUUCAAUGGCUGCUUUUAUUUCACUUAUUCACAAGCUCUUCGGAGAGAAGUGUCUUAUCUGCCGGUUAUAGCAACUACAAACCGGGUUCAUUUUUAUGACUUUGCUCUUUUAUUGUUUUUCAGUCCUGUUCUGAGUUUUAACCUGUAUUCUGUUCUGGAUUAAUUAUUGAAUGUUCUCAGUAGUUCUGGUGUUACCUGUGCACUGUCACCUCAACUGGCCACAGCUGGAGAAAAGGGUGGACUAAAAACUUGUUAAAUUGCUCGCACUGUUGUUUCCUAAAUGGCUAUACACAGCAAGUAAUCCCAACAAGAUACUAAAAUGGUACUUAUUAUCACUGAAAUAAAAAGGUUAGCUUCUUUUGCACUGCUUA
Sander lucioperca (pikeperch) is the source of this 5889-nucleotide messenger RNA. It is a transcript of the gene wdr32, whose product is annotated as WD repeat domain 32. The transcript is spliced from 7 exons. NCBI's taxonomy places the organism in Eukaryota, Metazoa, Chordata, Actinopteri, Perciformes, Percidae. Gene Ontology annotation, cellular component: Cul4-RING E3 ubiquitin ligase complex. The record is from RefSeq and is a predicted model, not a curated record. Bases 242 to 1843 code for a protein of 533 amino acids. Gene Ontology annotation, molecular function: protein binding.